Talaromyces stipitatus ATCC 10500 is the source of this 1596-nucleotide messenger RNA. RefSeq names its product copper-activated transcription factor GRISEA, putative. The record is from RefSeq and is a predicted model, not a curated record. The transcript is spliced from 3 exons. Gene Ontology annotation, molecular function: RNA polymerase II cis-regulatory region sequence-specific DNA binding; DNA-binding transcription factor activity, RNA polymerase II-specific; copper ion binding. The coding region runs from base 1 to 1596 and encodes 531 amino acids. NCBI's taxonomy places the organism in Eukaryota, Fungi, Ascomycota, Eurotiomycetes, Eurotiales, Trichocomaceae. Gene Ontology annotation, biological process: intracellular iron ion homeostasis; positive regulation of transcription by RNA polymerase II; intracellular copper ion homeostasis. Gene Ontology annotation, cellular component: nucleus.
AUGCCUCUGGACGAAGAAGGCGCCAAAUGGUCGUGUGAGCCAUGUAUGCGUGGACAUCGCUCGUCAAAAUGUCAACACUUCGACCGUCUCAUGAUGAAAGUCCCCAAAGCUGGGCGACCAUUGGCGAAGUGUCCACAUCCUAAAGGGACGUGUAGUUGUGAGAAGGUAUAUGCGUUUAUGGUCCGGAUACCUAAAGGCUCGACUUGCUUGUGUAGACCGUUAUAUCAAGUUCCGGCUAGUUCUGCGACAGAAACACCGUCAGUCCCAGCGACUCCCCGUCCGCCGUCACUACCUCCUGAUCCUACUUCGUCUAUAUCAAAGACAGCAGCUGCAGGUCGUGUUCAGAAGCACACGCGCAAACAAAGCACAUUCCAAAACCCGUCGGAUAAUAUUAUCAAGGCCCUGGAUUCAGAACUUAUGCAAGCGGAGCGUAAGAAUGACUUUGGAAUAUCGGAGCAGCCGCCUACGCUAGAUCGCUCUUCAGCCUAUACACCUGUCUCUGGGAAUUCACACACGCCGUCUUACAACCCGAGCCAAAAAUUACCAGAAAAGGUUGCCGCGGAGAGCAAACCCGGUGGAUGUUGUUCUGCUAAAAUAGAGCCUGUUACUCCAGCACCGGAACCACAACGAUCCUGUUGCGGGGACAAUGCGACGUCCCGGGAAGAGAAGGAACAAUUUCCAAGUAUUUCCAAAAAUCCUUCAACCCCGGCGUGGAACGAGUCAUUCUACAGUUCCCAAAAUUUGGCCUGGAAUACUCAACUACCGAAUACCGAUUUUACCUCUCAGAACAAUACCUAUACAACCACGAACCUAACACGGCCAUAUUACGCAAAUCAGCCACAAUCAACUCAGCCUGCUAUACCUCGAACGUUCCAGAAUUUGGAUGCACAUUACCAGCUCAAUAUAAGUGGCCCGCCUAUGCAUCAAUUCUAUUUGAACACUGCCACAUACCCUUUCAACAUGUCACUCCCGUUUGUCAAUGACAGCAAUCACGAUUGCUCGUGCGGCGAUAGUUGUCAAUGUCUGGGAUGUGCUAGCCAUCCAUUCAACGAAACAACACGCCAUCACGUGCAAGAAAUGGGAUAUAUGAUGACCGUAAAAGAGGACGAAGAGAAGUCUGGUACUUCAAGUCCCUUUGCAGGGCUGAACAGUCCACCAGCCAUGCCAUCCAAUAUUCCAGCAAAUUACAACCUUCCGAUACCAUUAAAUACACAGCCGUCAUUUACAGACGACAAUACUUUACCUUCAACUUUCGACAACACUAUCAAUUCACCCACCUUCGCCCCAAAUCAGUUCAUGCAGCCCUCCGAGUAUUAUACGCUCGAGUAUCCUGUUGGCUUGAAUCUCUGCUCAGACAUAACAGGGACCUGCCAGUGUGGUAAUGACUGCAAUUGUGUGGGAUGCAUCACGCACAGCGGUCACGACGGAGUUGUCCUGGACUCAAUGCCACCAGAAAGUCAACCGAUGACCAGUAAGCCUACUCCACAGCAGCGGUUUCAGGACUACUACAACCAGGGCUCCGACAUACCGCGUUCAAUGGACCGGUAUUCUCCAUCUGCUUUGAGUCCACCGGUUGUCGAGACGCCGCUCGUAUAA